Cyprinus carpio (common carp) is the source of this 1556-nucleotide messenger RNA. Its product is annotated as prohibitin 1-like. Lineage: Eukaryota; Metazoa; Chordata; Actinopteri; Cypriniformes; Cyprinidae. Gene Ontology annotation, biological process: mitochondrion organization. The record is from RefSeq and is a predicted model, not a curated record. Gene Ontology annotation, cellular component: membrane; mitochondrion.
GUGUCCCUCUCUCCAAUCAGAGAAGACUGUGUUGAAGGUUCUGCGCAUGCUCAGAUGUCACUUUCUCAUGUGUUUUGUUACGCAGGCUCCGGUUGAGGUCACUGUGAUCUAUCAGCGCAGUGGGACUGUCACAUUGCUGCCAUGGCAAAGCUAUUUGAGUCCAUUGGAAAGCUGGGAUUGGCCUUGGCCAUAGGAGGAGGUGUAGUAAACUCUGCACUUUACAAUGUGGAUGCGGGACACAGGGCGGUCAUCUUCAACAGGUUUCAAGGUGUUCAGGAUGAUGUUGUUGGGGAGGGCACACACUUCCUAAUUCCCUGGGUGCAGAAGCCAAUCAUCUUUGACUGCAGGUCCCGUCCACGCAAUGUGCCUGUCAUCACUGGUAGCAAAGAUUUGCAGAAUGUCAACAUCACGCUGAGAAUCCUUUUCCGACCAGUUGCUACACAGCUGCCGCGGAUUUUCACCAGCAUCGGAGAGGACUAUGAUGAGAGAGUGCUGCCCUCCAUCACCACUGAGGUUCUGAAGGCUGUAGUGGCCCGUUUUGAUGCCGGUGAGCUCAUCACUCAGAGAGAGCUGGUGUCCAGGCAGGUCAGUGAGGAUCUGACAGAAAGAGCAUCCACCUUCGGCCUCAUUCUGGAUGACGUCUCCCUGACGCAUCUGACGUUUGGCAAGGAGUUCACAGAGGCUGUUGAGUUGAAGCAGGUUGCACAGCAGGAGGCUGAGAGAGCCAGGUUUGUUGUAGAGAAGGCAGAGCAGCAGAAGCAGGCAACCAUUAUAUCAGCAGAAGGAGACUCCCAGGCUGCGCUGUUGAUCGCUAAUUCUCUGCAAGAAGCUGGUGAUGGCCUGGUGGAGCUGAGAAAGCUGGAGGCAGCGGAGGACAUCGCCUUCCAGCUCAGCCGCUCUCGCAAUGUUACCUACGUCCCGUCUGGACAGGGAAUGCUCUUUCAGAUACCACAGUGAUAGGGAAACUACACACACACACACUCGCUUAAUUUCUUCUGCCCUAAGUUUGGCUACUUUCGGAAAUGGCGAUGCCUGUAGAACCCAUGAAACUAUCUAGUCAGCCUAUAGGCAAAUUUUAAAGAGACGGAGAUUCCCUGUGUUUUUCUCUCUUUAGUCCAAGAGUAUACUUGCUCUAUUUAAAGUAUGGACCUCCACAAGGUGGUUUCAGCAGCUGGAAAGAGUGAAGGGGAAGAGUCUACGUGUAUGUAAAUGUGCUCAGGCGCAUAUAUAUUUGCAUUUGGAAAUGCAUUCCUUGGCUAAAUGUGCGUUGAUAUUGUUUGAAACCCUUAAGCCAUUUCAGUUUAAUUGUAAUUUCCAUACGCAGAAAUUGAUCUAAAUACCUUGCAAAGCUAAAAUAAAUUGUGCAUUUGUGAGUGGUUAGUGCUGGAUGAUUGACAUCAAUCUCAUCCUCUGCAUCUGCACGAACGACUGUGUUGUUUUUUGGUUUGAAUGUUGUUGUUGUUGUUAUUGUAUGUGGCAGUAGGAACACCCUUGUUGCACAAGUGGUGAAUGGAUAAAAUAAUAAUUAAAAAUUAUUCAUUUAUACUAAAUCAAAA